CUUCGGACCCCCAAACCCAAACCCAACCCAAACCCAAACCCCAACCCCAAACCCAAACCCAAUGAAGCAAUAUCUAUUAACCCUAAAUAUGUUGAUGCAUGGAAUAACAAAGGUAUAGCAUUAUACAAUUUGAAAAAAUUUGAAGAAGCAAUUUAAUGCUACGAGAAGGUUAUAUCGAUUAAUCCAAAAGAUGAGUAAGCAAUAAAUAUAAAAGGUUUACUUCUACAAGAAUUAUAGAAUGAUUUGGACGCACUUUCUUGUUUCGAGCAAGCCAUUUAAAUUCAAACUAGUGCUAUUCGAUUAAAAAAUAAAGGUUAUUAAUCUCUAAUUUUUCUAGCUGAUUCAUUAUUUGAAUUAAGGAGAAAAUCAGAAGCUAAAUACUUUUAUUUUGCUGCAUAGGAACUGGGUUUAGAUCAGAACGCUUAUAUAAAAAGUUAACUAUCAAAGUUAUGA
Messenger RNA from Paramecium tetraurelia, 453 nucleotides. RefSeq lists its product as uncharacterized. The record is from RefSeq and is a predicted model, not a curated record. The annotation marks the transcript as partial. The transcript is spliced from 3 exons. Gene Ontology annotation, molecular function: protein binding. Lineage: Eukaryota; Ciliophora; Oligohymenophorea; Peniculida; Parameciidae.